CGCGGCCGAGGAGGAGGCCCGAGCGGCGACAUGUCCCGGGUUGCCGAGGCAGAGCGGUCCGUGGCGCUGUUUUACUGAGUCGGGGGCGGCCUGGCGUCCGGCCGAGGACGAGGGUCGGCGGCAGGGGCUGCCCCCGCCGUGGUGGCCGCCAUGCUGGGGCCCCGGGCAGCUGAUGCAGCCGCGGGGGCGCUUCUCCGACUGCUGCUGCUGCUCCUGUUGCCCGGGCUCCGGGCUCCGGGGCUCGGCGUGGUCGCAACGGCUGGGGCCGGGCUGCCGGAGAGCGUCAUUUGGGCCGUCAACGCGGGCGGCGAAGCGCAUGUGGACGUGCACGGGAUCCACUUCCGCAAGGACCCUCUGGAAGGCCGGGUGGGCCGAGCCUCAGACUAUGGCAUGAAACUGCCAAUCCUGCGUUCCAACCCCGAGGACCAGAUCCUGUAUCAAACAGAGCGGUACAAUGAGGAGACCUUUGGCUAUGAAGUCCCCAUCAAGGAGGAGGGAGACUAUGUGCUGGUGUUGAAAUUUGCUGAGGUCUAUUUUGCACAGUCCCAGCAGAAGGUAUUUGAUGUCCGAUUAAAUGGCCAUGUUGUGGUGAAGGACUUGGACAUCUUUGAUCGUGUUGGGCACAGCACGGCUCAUGAUGAAAUCAUCCCUAUGAGCAUCAGAAAGGGGAAGCUGAGUGUCCAAGGGGAGGUGUCUACCUUCACAGGAAAGCUCUACAUUGAGUUUGUUAAGGGGUACUAUGACAAUCCCAAAGUCUGUGCGCUCUACAUCAUGGCAGGGACAGUGGACGAUGUACCAAAGUUGCAACCUCAUCCAGGAUUGGAGAAGAAAGAAGAAGAGGAAGAAGAAGAAGAAUAUGAUGAGGGGUCUAAUCUCAAAAGACAGACCAACAAGAACAGGGUGCAGUCAGGCCCCCGUACGCCUAACCCCUAUGCCUCGGACAACAGCAGCCUCAUGUUUCCCAUCCUGGUGGCCUUCGGAGUGUUCAUUCCAACCCUCUUCUGCCUCUGCCGGUUGUGAGAACAAUGGCCAUCCUCAGCAGGGUGGAGGGGAGUGGAGGAGAAACCAGACAUGUUGGUUUCUGUAUUCUUGACAGUGUUUAGCAAAACAAACAAACAGAUCAAACAGAACACACACACGCACGCACGCACGCGCACACACACGCAUACAUACACACACACACACACACACACACACACACACACACACAUGCACGCACAAAUGAAAAGAUAUAAGAAGCAGAAUGGGUGGGGGCAGCGCCCAUCUACCACUGUCCCAGAGCUGCUCAGUCCUACUCUGCUCUUUGUGGCUCAGCCCCAGCUCUCUUUUUCUCUGGGGUCUGUAGGUGAGUGGAUCCUUCCACUCCAAGGAUCCUUAUUACAUACCUAGCAGGAAGGACUCUGAACUCAGCAGUCACGGUUGUUGUUUUUAGGGUAGACAUUAACAGCAGAAAAAUGUCAUAACCUGGAAAGACCCACACUGGGAGUUGGUUGUGUUCUGAAUUUCUGUCUGAUGUGAUUUCAGAAGUCAUGGUGUUCAGAGUGUGUGUGUGGAGGUCAUAAGUUGGCUGGUAAAGAAAGAAACAAGGGAAGAAUUGGAAGAAAGGAAGUCAGCACUUCUGUACUUGGAGGGCUUCCUGGGUUCAUCUCUGGAUGGCUCCACCUGAGUAUCUCCAUUGUCAUUUCUCACCUCCUCCACCUGUGCCCGUUACAGGACUGUCUGGUAUCCAGGACGAUGACGAGUUAUGUCAAGUCCUCAAAUUGCCUACAACUUGUUGCCACAACAAAUCAUUUUGAUUUCAGUGCCUGUUGAGGACUUGAUUUCUUCUUGAUUUUUCUCUUAAUCUGGUUCAUUUGAAAUCUCAGUUCUCUCUCAACCAUAGAGCUAAGUUAUUGUCAAAAUGGGCAGGAGGCCGGAGUUCUGUCUGCUUGAGUGUCUUCCCUCCACCGUGACCUCACCUUGUUGGUACCUCCCUCCCUGAAUCCCUGAGCCAGCAGCCAGGAGGACCUGACCCAGCAGCUCUCACUGACCCCUCCAUAGGGCCUUGCUGCCAGGGGACAGGGAUGCUUUCCAGCCUGCAGCAACAGAACACUUGACCUUAAGAGUCUCUUCUGGUCUUUGGAUUAGAAAAGGCUUAUGUUAGCAACCUCAGAGACUUGCCCGCUAAGUGACUGACCACUGUUGAGAAUGUCCAGAAUCUGAUGUUCAUUUACCCCCGUGUCCUCUGUCCUACUUGAGCUAGUUUGGGUUUAUGCCUAGAGUUGCCCCAAAGAACUAAGACUGGCUGCACCAGCCCAGCUGUUUUCCUCGUUGAUCGUAAUCAGAUGCCCCCUAGCAAGUAGCCAUCAAGGUCUUCUUACAGGGGGACUGACUGAAAGACUCCCAGUCAGCCAUAGUUCUGGAGGCUCUGAAUGUCUAACUUUAGCAUCCAAGUGUCUGUCUCAGAUUCCCAGUAAACACUCUGUAGGGAUGAAGUUUCCUUGUUCCCCAACUUUCGAUCCCCUUCACCCAUUUGUCAGUUAACAACAGUGAGGGACACCCGGCUAAGCUUAAAGGGAUUUUCUAGGUCAGGGGCAAUAGGCUUUGCUUCAGCUCAAGUUGGAGCGAUGUAGAAUCUCAGGCCAGGCCCAGGUUUCUAGAAUGUGUUUAAAUUUUGAGUCUGCCUUAUCAGAUAUUUGAACUCCAUGACAAAGUAAGUCACUCUUGGGCUCCUAAUGAUGACUCAAGGUCAGCAUGUAGUCAUCUGAGAACUGUCCUUUAUUUUCUCUAUGGUUAGGCUAGCCCUAGGGUACUGAGUUGGCGGCUGGAUGGCUGUGGCCUGAGGUUGCCGUCAGGAGCACUUCCUGGAGUGCUUCCAAAGUUCCUGCUUUCACAGGAUGAGGUACUGCCAUGGUCUUGGGGACCACCUGCCUAGGGCAACGGAUGUCCUGACUAAUGGGCUUCUGACGUGGGGGCUCUGCUUCCUGGUCCAUCUCUAUUUACAAACCUGUGGGCCACUGUCCGCAGAUUAAACUAGACGAAGAAGAGCAGCUGCCUCCAUGUUGCCUUGUUUGCCUGGGUCUCUUGAGGAAGGAGGGUCCUGCCUCCUCACCCCAGCUCAUCCCUUUGGUGACUCAGAGCCCAGAAGGAAACCCUGGCUCCUGGGCUGUUUCCUAACGGUACUGUAAGCCAAGCAGCUCUGCUCCUGCCUCUGUUUCCAAGCCCACCCCUUCCCGUAGGGAUAGGGAUGGGUGCUUUCCUCUCUAGUUGUGUCCGAACGGAAGGAACAUCUUUCUGUAGCUAACAAAAACUGAAAGGGAAGUGAGGAAACGGGGGAAGGAGUGUGGUGGGGGCUGGGGUAGACGCCCCUGAGCCAGGCCUGCCCAGCUACGAAGAGCUGCUUAGGGCUGGCCACAGCCAGCUCAUAUGUUGAACUUGAAAGCUUUUCCCCUCCUCCAAGAUGAUCUGAUGUAGGUACAUGAGGUUUGGGUUAAAGGUUGGGUGGGGCACGCGUUAUUUUUAUUUUUGUAUUGAAUGUGUCGAGAGUUACCCCGUUGUUCAUCCUGCUUUUUGCACUGUUUGGUCCCUUCUGUGUUUUGAGCUAGUUCAAGGAGUCUGGCUGGGCCUGGACUGUGAGUGGUCCCGGUUAGGGAGCUGGGCGCCAGAGGCCCAGGUUUUCUGUGUGAGAUGCGGUCUGACCCAGGGUUUUAGAGCCCACUGACGCAGCUGGCAGAGGUAAGGGUAAGGGCAGACAGCUCCUCUUUGCUGGAAGGGUGGUCCUUUAACAUUGGCGGGGCUGAGUCCGCGGGUCCAUGGGUCCAGUGUGGUUUCGGUCGGGCCAGCUGGCCUCCGACUGGGUUGCUUUGGGUCUUAUUCAAACUAUCUUAAACAUUGUGCCAAUAAGUGAUUGGUGGGAUUCAUGUCUCCUGAAUCAAAUCUAUGGUUCUGGAAAGUCUCCACUUCCGAGGAGGAGCUGCUCAUGGACACCCACAGCUGUGAUGGGUUAAAAGUUGUCUUCAAGUACCCGUGGUGUAAGGGGCCGCCUGUUGAUCAAAGAUGUGACCUUGUUUUCUUGUUUUCUUGCUCCUGCUGACUAGGAGAUUCCCAAGGUCAGGUGAGCCUUGAUGAGGCGGGGUAAAGUUUGUGUUAUCUGAGGCCCUCGUUCUGUGCCUGGGGCAGCCUAUAGCUGUGGUCUGACUCCUUUGAUUUUGUUGAGAAGCUUCUGUUUUAAGGAAUUUCUCUUCCUGUCCUGUCCCCAGCCUCUCCUGGGAAGGCCUGGCCCUGGUCUAGAAUCUUAGCUGAGAGUCUGAGAAAAUGGUAGCAUAUCCCCUCCUUUUAGCACUCAGACCCCUCUCCUUAGAAACGGGCUCACCUGGAGGAGUCCAGGGAGGCGUCAGUAGGUUCUCUUCCUCCCUGGGAACUGGGGAAGGACCCACCCCGGUCAGCACAGUGCCUUUUUCUCCCCUGCUCUGAGUCAGGUGGGCAUCCCUAACCUCGAUUCAGGCCUGGGCAGGGGUCCUGCAGUCCCCACCACGGGGCUGUUUCCUUAGCUCCCUCUCCUAGCUGGCCUACGCUGACAUAAUUCAAGUGUCUUCUCGCCUUGAGGAACCUCAGUGGGAUCGUGGCCACCACAUGUGACACUUCUCUGUGACUCUAGGGGCCUAGAACAGGGGAGCUUCCUCAAGUGAGAGGCUAACACAUGCUCCAGCUAUUAAAAGACAAAGCUGGGGAGGUUGCUUUGGCCUCCUACUGUGGCCUCGGAAGAAGGCGACUCUCGGGUAAGACCGACUGAGAGUACACAGGAGAAAAACCACAGACCAGGAUCUGCUCAGAUCACAGAAGAGCGCGGCCUCUCUUCUAGGGAAGGUGUAAUUAGGGAUCAAAGUGUGCUAAGAACAUUGCAAAGAAGCCUUACUGCCCACACCAGAGAGCUCAGGAUGGCUUUCUCCUCCAGCUGGAGCUAACACUAUCUGUGUUUGGACUUCUCCUCGGACAAGGGCUAGAUUUCUCCAUGAUGGUAGAAGACUGGCGUGGCACUGGUGGUCAGC
Peromyscus leucopus (white-footed mouse) is the source of this 5027-nucleotide messenger RNA. It is a transcript of the gene Mlec, whose product is annotated as malectin. NCBI's taxonomy places the organism in Eukaryota, Metazoa, Chordata, Mammalia, Rodentia, Cricetidae. Gene Ontology annotation, molecular function: carbohydrate binding. The transcript has 5 exons. The coding region runs from base 151 to 1020 and encodes 289 amino acids. The record is from RefSeq and is a predicted model, not a curated record. Gene Ontology annotation, cellular component: membrane.